Danio rerio (zebrafish) is the source of this 5050-nucleotide messenger RNA. Lineage: Eukaryota; Metazoa; Chordata; Actinopteri; Cypriniformes; Danionidae. The record is from RefSeq and is a predicted model, not a curated record.
AAUGACCCGGCCCUCUACUUAUGGAGUUUACGAUGUUAUAUUCUCGGAUAACACUAGAAAAGCUUCAUUUCAGACUCUACAAUAUCUAGUCUUUCUGAGCUAACAAAAGCAACAUGAACUUACUGACACCGGAUUGUGCUCAAGCUUUUGUUUAAGGAACGUUUUUAUAAACCGUAAAAAAAAACAAGAUAUUAUCCUUAGCAGAAAUUAACUAACUUAGCAAUGCUUGAAAUGAUCCGACUAUAGUAUCGAAUUAAAAUAGAGCAAGUAGAAAGAAAGCGCUUGAAAAGUAUGGGGACCUCAAUAGGGCGUGGCUUAGUGGCCAUGAGGUUGUCUCUAAUUGGUCGGAUGAAUCUGUUUUCUGUUUUUGUGCUAAUUUACAUUUUAAUUUAUCUCUCUUUGGCAUGUUUUAAAAAUUGUUUGUAAAAACAAUAUUUAUUUUAAAAAGUGUCCUAUUUAAACUAUUGCUCACAUAAAAGAUGAAGCAACACGCCAACGGUUUUGUCACGUGAUAGUUGUUGUUUUUCUUACUGCUUGUCAGUUCUUAUUGUUAGAUUAAAAAUAACCUGUUGGUGAGAAUUAUGUACCAAAUUAUUAGAAAUUAAUGGACUUGUCUUAGACACAUGUUUUCUAUUUACUAACAUUUGUAAAUUUCUUAAAUUUCUCUGCAGGAUUUUGAUGGCUUGAUAGCGCUUUGCAUUCUGAGCCACCAAGUGCCCCCUACUGGAUAACUGGUGUUCAUAAUGAUGUUUGCCGACUGUUCUUUUAUUUCUUUCUAAUGACGCUUUUGUGUUUCUACUAAAUCAUACCGACAUAAGCGCUUCGUUUCCGCCGUCAUUUUCACCAACAGCACCUCGACAUGAAAUUUCAGCCUGCAAAUUAUUUUGAAAUAUCACUAUGUAUUAAUAUAUUAAAAUCAUCAGGAAUGCGAGCGUAUCAACCAGCUUAAAAAUCAUAUCAGCCGGACACUAAUAAAUGUAACACAAGGAAAUGCUACGUAGUGCGUAAAAUUGAAAUAUCCUUGACCAAAUAGGUAAAUAACGUCUCGUAACAAACUCUCAAAACCUUAUUGUUCUAUAACCAUCCAAGACCAUUUAUUGUGCGAAUUUAACGGCAUAUCUUGCCCGUUAUGGCGUUGUUGACAGGGGUCUAAAGAAUGCGUUGUAGGAGCGUCAUAAUUGUGUUGUCGAGUGUAAGAAGCUGAUUGGCUGUUCUAGUGUGACGGGGGUUCUUGUCCCAGAUCGCAGGGGUUAGACAAUAAGAAUCCAAACAGCAGCAUUUCCAAUAAUAACACAGCAUAGAUGCUAUUUCUAUCUCUCUGUGGUUUCAAGUAGCUGGCGCUGUCACUAAAACAGCUGUUCUAAAUAUAUCAGACGAAUCGAAUAAUUUUUCAUAAUUAUUCAGUCACUUAGACCAAUCAAAUACAUCCCAGAAAAAAGAAAAAAAUAUUUUUUUAGGAAGGAAAUGGUGAUGGAGAAGCCCAGUCCCCUGCUGGUAGGGCGGGAGUUUGUGAGACAGUAUUACACACUGCUAAAUAAAGCACCGGACUUUCUGCACAGAUUUUAUGGACGAAACUCAUCUUACGUCCAUGGCGGACUGGAUUUGAAUGGGAAACUUUCAGAAGCAGUCUAUGGGCAAGCAGAGAUACACAAAAAGGUUAUGUCCUUGCAGUUCAGCGAAUGCCACACUAAAAUCCGGCAUGUGGAUGCCCAUGCCACGCUGAGUGAUGGUGUGGUUGUUCAGGUGAUGGGAGAGCUUUCCAAUAAUGGACAGCCCAUGAGGAAAUUCCUACAGACAUUUGUGCUGGCCCCAGAGGGUUCUGUCGCAAAUAAGUUUUAUGUCCACAACGACAUCUUCCGAUAUGAGGACGAGGUCUUUGGGGACUCUGAGGCUGAACUUGAUGAAGAGUCAGAGGAGGAGACGGAUGAGCCAGAAGACAGACAACCAUCGCCUGAACCCCUCCAGGACAGUCCCAGUAAUGCAAACUGCUAUGAACCCCAUCCUGUGAGCUGUAACAAUGGUGUGGAAGAAGCUCAUGAGGAAGCUGUUAUGGACCUACAGUCUGAAGUUGCUCCAGAUCCCAAGAUCGAGGAGUCGAAGCUCAAGGUAGAAGAGAAGGAUGUAGAGGAGUUUGAGGAGAAAGCCCUGUCUCCUGUUCCACUGGAAUCACCACCCAAUAUACAAGAACCACCAAAAACUUCUUCUUGGGCUUCUGUGACCAGCAAAAAUCUGCCUCUUAGUGGAACUGUUCCAUCUGCUGGAGGUCAACCACAUGUUGUUAAAGCACCUAACACACAGCCCAGAGUUGAGACCAAGCCAGAGAUGUUGUCAGCUUCAAUCCGUCCACGUGACCAGCGAAUCCGUGACAGACCUCCAGUAACCUCAAGAGGACCUAGAUCUGAUGGUGUCCCAUCUUCUGAACCUCAAGCAGGAAAACCACAUUUCAGCUUCGUAAAUAAAGGAAGGGCUGACGAGUCGAGUGAAAUGGACAGCAGGAGGGUGGUCCGCUAUCCAGACAGUCAUCAGCUGUUUGUUGGAAAUCUCCCUCAUGACAUAGAUGAAAGUGAACUCAAAGACUUCUUCAUGACUUUUGGAAAUGUUGUUGAGUUACGAAUCAACACCAAAAGCACUGGAGGAAAGAUUCCCAACUUUGGCUUCGUUGUCUUUGAUGACUCAGAGCCGGUGCAAAGAAUUUUGGGAGUCAAGCCAAUCAUGUUCCGUGGAGAAGUUCGUCUGAAUGUUGAGGAGAAAAAGACGAGAGCGAUGCGUGAGCGGGAAACCAGAAGUGGAGUAGGAGACGAUCGUCGAGACGUCAGGCGCAGUGAUCGCGGGCCGGGUGGGCCGCGGGGCAUCGCUGGAGGAAACAUGAUGCGAGAGCGAGACGGCAGAGGCCCGCCUUCACGUGUUGCCACUGUACCCAAGCCAGGCUUGGCUUCCGGAAGGGGCUCGGGUUCCAAUGAGGGCCGUUUUAAUGCUCAGAGGCGUUGAGAGGAGCUCUCCCUGUAGUUUGGAAGUAGUACGGUCUUCAUUUAUUCUGAUAUUGAGAAGUCUAUGUAAAAAAACAUAUACAUACUUCAGGUUUUUUUUAUUUUAUAUAAUCUUCCUUACUCUUUGUUUUACACUUGCAUUUUUGCCUUUGGAAUGUCUACUGUUUCCGUUGAAGCAGUUCAACAACUUGAACAACCUAAUGACUCAUAACACACUAUUCACUUUAAAUUGGAAUCGUGCUGCAAAUCCUCUGGUUUGUUGAUUAUCAAAUGGAAACAAUUGCAAACUUUGUGGGGAAAGAAGUUGGGUGUUUUUAGUGCCGUACGAAGUUUAACCUCUGCUCUGUGGCAUUUUGUAUUAGAUAACCUUCUAGUUUCUGCAAACUGUGCAGAUGGAGAGAUGGCCUUUUCUUUUCAUCGUAUUGAUUUUGUUUUAUUUUUCAGGCUAGCCUUUAAUCCAUAUUAUUUUAAAUAAUUACACUGAAUAGCUCAUUAAUAAGCUAAAUGCUACCUGAAGUUGUAACUGUGAGCUAACACGAUUUCAGCUUUAUAAAACUGUAAAGAAAGAAAAGAAAUGAUUUAAGUUUGUAAUCUGAAAAAAAAAACGUAAGGGAGGAGAAAAUACACUGUCCUCUCCAAUUCUGUUUCUAUAUAAAUCUUUCUUUUUAUUGUACAGGUUUGGCCUCAUUUAUGUUCGUGUCUGCCUGAAAAAAGUAAAUGGAGCAGUAAUAGGUGCGUUUGUAAAGGUACCAUGAUUUUUGUGCAAAUGCGUUCCAGAUUUGAAUGUUUUUUUUUUUUUCUUAAGGCAGAGUCACUUUAUGAAGUUUAAAUUUUCAAUCUCUUUUUUUAUAUCAGUUUUCAUAGCCUAAAUCUCUUUUUGUGAUGUGCAUUUCAGAUUACAUCCAAGCCAUUGUUGUUUUUUCAUGACAGUAUUCAUACAGGGUACAGAGAAACCUUGCUGGUGUAUUUCUGAUUGUCCCAAAUAGACUAGUUUUGCAUUCAAACUGAAGUUAUUGUUAUCAAUAGCAUUUUAAAAACAGAACUGAUUAGAAACGUAGUUUGAAACACAUGAGAUAGAAGAGGCUUCAUUAAUGAACGUUUUAUACAUUUGUGUUUUCAAGUAGAGUUUUUAUUUUAAUAUCUACACCAAAUGUCCAUCUUUGUCUGGUCAUAAUGAAGAACCCGUAAAUGCCGUUCUUCAUGAAUUGGAGGAACCAUAGGUACAGUAGAGUAGACACUGUUUUCUUUUUGCAGUGUUACUCAAAAGUCUAAAUUUGCACUGAUUUUGUAAGUACAGUUUGAUGUAGCGCUAUUUUUGAUGUUUAAUGUCUUCCGUGUCAGGUAGAUUGCACUAUUUGCAGUAUUUCUAGGACAAUCCUCAUCAGGGACAUUGCAUUUUUGAUUUGUUCAGUAGUUUUGGGGACAACUUGUUCUCCACACUAAGACAUUUUGGUUACAGAUACUUUUACUAUUUGGAAGAAAGUAUAUCAGUAAUUCCUGCCUAGAGACUUCUUUCCCCAUCCAUUCUACCUAGUUCGUACAUGUUUUCAGUUUGGGAACUGGUACGUUUUAAUUACUGUGUAUAUAAAUGCCACAAUGGCCUUUCUGUUUAGACUUAAAGCACUUCAAUCAGCCAAAUACGUUGAGCGUUUGAUUCACAGGGGAGAAAAAAAAGAAGACAUUACACAAUAGGGCUUGGUCAAAUAACUGUGCUUUUCAUCCCAAAAUAUGCAUCAGACUUCUGAUUUAUUUUGUUUAGUUCAUAAUCAGAUUCUUUUAACCCUCUGAUCCUAAUGCAAACUGUUUUGAUUGGUUUCCGUGCAGUUUCUCUAAAAGUUAUUAUAGCGGCUCGGUUCGUUGAUGUGGUUUUAUUUUGGUGGAACAAGAACAUGGACUUGUAUUAGCAGAUGGUUAACAUUAUUUUACUUGGACUGCAUAUUUGUGUGAGUAGAAUACGUUGCAGCUGGGUGUUUAUUUAUUACGUUUUGUAAUUUUUCUUUCGUUUUCAUUCAGUUUCAAUGUGUUAGACUUCACAUACAAUAAACAGAAAUCUGUGCUGUUCA